Molecule: messenger RNA, 786 nt
Organism: Dentiscutata erythropus
Lineage: Eukaryota; Fungi; Glomeromycota; Glomeromycetes; Diversisporales; Gigasporaceae
Source: the annotation of a GenBank genome assembly
AUGCCACAUCCAACAACCCAAAACUCUGAUGAUAUGGACAAUCUUUCUGCUUAUGAUGAGGCAGUUGAGAAUAAUAAUGCUGCAAAUAUUGUGAAAAACCUUCAAGCAGCAGUCAACCAACAAGAAACAUCUCAUCAAGAAGCUAGUGAAGUAGAAUUAUAUGAUGAAGAGUUGGAAGAUGAAGAGUUGGAAGACGAAGAUACUAUGGGGCUUUUAGAAGAUAAAAUUGAAACCUGUAAUUGGCGUAAAAAAAUUUCUGUUGCUCUUCAAAACUUAGUAUUAGACAUCAAAAAAGAAAAUGUAAAUAGUGAAGUUUGGGUACAUCUUUGUAGUAUUCGUUUUUAUCUACAGCUUGUAAAAAAUAAUCAUCAAAAAAUGGAAGCAAAUAAAAUAAUUGCAGAUGUAGCAGGAAAAGGAGUAUAUCAUGCUAAAUACAUUCGUUUUUGGGCACAUGAGUAUAUUAUGACACAUCAGAUUCCCUACUCUUGCCGAGGACACCAUGCUAAAACAUGGAGCUUUCUUUGGGAUGAAGAUAUUCUUCUUCAAAUAAAAUCGUAUAUUCGAGAAAACAAGUGGAAUAUUACACCACAUAUGGUUAUGUUACAAAUGAAUGAAGUCAUCUUACUAGGACUCGGAUUUGCACCACCUCCAACUAUCUCUUAUAAUACUGCUAAAAAUUAUUUAAAAGAGCUUGAGUAUAUUUAUAGGAAAGUACAAAAAGGUAUUUACAUAGAUAGACAUGAAAGAGAAGAUGUAGUAGCCUAUUGGAAUAUAUUUUUAAGAUGA